Molecule: messenger RNA, 2364 nt
Organism: Chaetomium fimeti
Lineage: Eukaryota; Fungi; Ascomycota; Sordariomycetes; Sordariales; Chaetomiaceae
Exons: 6
Coding region: 1-2364 (787 amino acids)
Biological process (GO): positive regulation of transcription by RNA polymerase II
Cellular component (GO): nucleus
Source: RefSeq, a predicted model, not a curated record
AUGGCGGGCAUACCCAACAUGAACGUCAUGGGCGGCCCCGUCGGCAACCCAAUGGGCACGCCGAUGAACAUGAUGAACAACGGCGCCCUCGGACCCCAGCCAGGGCCUCCCAGUCAGAUGCAACUCAACGACUCGAGCCGGACCCUCCUGAACACAUACAUCUACGAGUAUUUCAUCCGAUACAACAUGUUUGGCGCCGCUCGCGCCGUAUACGAAGCAGACCCGCAUAUCAAGGUCAUGAAGGACAGCCCAGGGAAGCAUCGCGACGAGAACGGAAACGUGCUGGGGAACGGGCUUGGCGAUGCCAUGGACACCGACGUCAAGGACGGCGUGGACCAGAAGCGCCCGGACGACCUGCCCGCGCCGAAUGUGCCGACCCCCGUCCCCGACAGCUGUUUUCUCUAUGAGUGGUUCUGCCUCUUCUGGGACAUGUUCAACUCCCAGAAGGGCAAGGGAUCCAGCGGACAGGUCAACCAAUAUGUCCAUCACACCCAGCAACAAUCUCACAUUCGGCAGCAUCAGCAACAGAAUAUGCUUCGCCAGAUGCGCCCCGAUCUGAUGCCCCAGCAACAGCAGCAUUUCCAGCAACUGAUGCGGGGGAUGCCGAACGGCGCCAUGAACAUGGGCAUGAAGCCUGGAAACCAGUUGCAGAGAGCGGCCAUGGCGAAUAACCAGAAUCCUCAAGCGAUGCAGAUGCUCCACCAGCAAAAGGCCGCCGGCCAGAUGCAGCGAGACCCUUCGGACAUGGACGGAAACCGUGCCAGACAAGGGUCUCCCGGGUCGGCCGACAACGCGCCGUCGCCCACUAAAAGACCGCGUCUCGACGGAGGCGCCCCUUUUAACCCGAACCAGGGCGGCAUGAUGCCUAACGGAAGAACCGGCCAGGGCAUGCCCGGCCAGCAGCAGGUAGGAAGUGGCCCCGACUUAGGACGAGCAUUGCUCCUUCAGAAAGGCAUCAACCCAACUUGGCUGAAUCCUGACCAGCUCCAGGCCUAUGCCUCUGCAGCUCCUCACGUACAAGCCAAGAUUGCCACGUACUCGACUAACAUGUCGCAGCACCAUGGCAGCCAGAUACCCAACAAACCCAUGCCCAACGCCGCCGGUCCGCAGGGUCAGGGCUCCCCCAUGGUGCCGCAAGGCCCUGACGGUAACUCCAUCAUCCAUCUCUACCCGGGGGAGAUGCCCGCCAAUAUGCGGCCUGGCGCGCCUAACGGACAGGCCGCCGCGGGCAGUAGCAAUCACGCCUUGCAGGACUAUCAGAUGCAGUUGAUGUUACUGGAGCAGCAGAACAAGAAGAGGCUGAUGAUGGCUCGUCAAGAGCAGGAUAUAGGCGGCUCGCCUCCUGGUGGGCGCAACGGUGCCUCGCCGAACCCCGCCGACCAGAUGAAGCGCGCGAACCAGCAGAUGGCCAACGCCGCCAAUAUGGGAUCGCCGCUCCCGGAUGGUGCAGCCCAGUCCCGCGGCUCGCCUAGCGCCAUGAACUUCAUGGGCGCCAAUAUGGACCCCAACGCCGCGCAGCACUUCGGCGGCAUGAACAUGAACAUGGCGGCCCAGAUGAACGGCGGAAUGCGACCUCCGAGCUCGCACCCCCCGUUCAAUGGUCAGGUGAGCCAGCAGCAGAUGUUAGCUGCGCAGCGCCAGGCCCAGCAACCGGGCGGCCAGGGGGGCCCGAUGCCGUGGCCGCAGGGGGUUCCCAACGGUCAGAUGCCCGGACAGCCUCCGCAGCCCCAGGUCCAGGGUGGCCCCGCCCCGAACCAGCGGUCCAUGCCCCCCCCGCCACCAGGAGCGGCCGCGGCGGCGGUUGCCGCCAAUGCCCGCAACACCACUGCGUCGCCCCAAGUAAGCAGUGCCGCGCCUCCGACUCCGCAGCAGGGGACCAAGGCAGCGCCCAAGAAGAAGGAAACCAAGAGCACCAAGGCCAAGGCUGCCCAGAAGAAGAACAACCCGAACCUCAAUAACGCCGCGGCCGCGGCCGCUCCCGAACAACCGGAAGGCCCUCAAGAAGGCCCGACACCCGCGACGCCGAUUACGCCCGUAAACCCGGCAAAUUUCGCCAAGAACCAAAACGUGAACGCCGGUCAGGUCGUCCCGAACGGACAACCUCCGGCACCGGCACCCCAGCAACAGGCGGCUGCUCUGCCCCCGCCCUCACACUCAGACCCUAACCAGACCACCAACUUUUUGGAGCCCACCGGAAUGGACUUCGACCUCGACUUUGCCAAUCCCAUGCAGACCGACAAUGUGCUGACAGAUUUCGACUUCGACUCGUUCCUGCAGGACGGUACCGGCACGGGAGAGGGCCCUUUCGACUUCAACUCGGGGUUUUCGAUGGAGCCGGACACCACAAUUGGGGCGACGGAUUAG